Messenger RNA from Saccoglossus kowalevskii, 1447 nucleotides. RefSeq lists its product as uncharacterized. Lineage: Eukaryota; Metazoa; Hemichordata; Enteropneusta; Harrimaniidae. The record is from RefSeq and is a predicted model, not a curated record.
AUGACAGAGGAGCCAAAUCAAUGUGUUGAUGAAUGUGAUGGUAAUUGCCGUGCUGAUAUUUGCGAUGACAAUGAGAGGGAAAUGAACUGCACUGGUUGCACUCAUGGUCAAGUGUGCUGUGUUAGAGAGGAGCCAAAUCAAUGUGUUGAUGAAUGUGGUGGUAAUUGCCGUGCCGAUAUUUGCGAUGACAAUGAGAAGGAAAUGAACUGUACUGGUUGCACUCAUGGUCAAGUGUGCUGUGUGACAGAGGAGCCAAAUCAAUGUGUUGAUGAAUGUGAUGGUAAUUGCCGUGCUGAUAUUUGCGGAGACAAUGAGAGGGAAAUGAACUGCACUGGUUGCACUCAUGGUCAAUUGUGCUGUGUGACAGUAGAACCAAAUCAAUGUGUUGAUGAAUGUGAUGGUAAUUGCCGUGCUGAUAUUUGCGAUGACAAUGAGAGGGAAAUGAACUGCACUGGUUGCACUCAUGGUCAAGUGUGCUGUGUUAGAGAGGAGCCAAAUCAAUGUGUUGAUGAAUGUGGUGGUAAUUGCCGUGCCGAUAUUUGCGAUGACAAUGAGAAGGAAAUGAACUGCACUGGUUGCACUCAUGGUCAAGUGUGCUGUGUGAGAGAGGAGCCAAAUCAAUGUGUUGAUGAAUGUGAUGGUAAUUGCCGUGCUGAUAUUUGCGGAGACAAUGAGAGGGAAAUGAACUGCACUGGUUGCACUCAUGGUCUAAUGUGCUGUGUGAGAGAGGAGCCAAAUCAAUGUGUUGAUGAAUGUGGUGGUAAUUGCCGUGCCGAUAUUUGCGAUGACAAUGAGAAGGAAAUGAACUGUACUGGUUGCACUCAUGGUCAAGUGUGCUGUGUGAGAGAGGAGCCAAAUCAAUGUGUUGAUGAAUGUGAUGGUAAUUGCCGUGCUGAUAUUUGCGAUGACAAUGAGAGGGAAAUGAACUGCACUGGUUGCACUCAUGGUCAAGUGUGCUGUGUUAGAGAGGAGCCAAAUCAAUGUGUUGAUGAAUGUGGUGGUAAUUGCCGUGCCGAUAUUUGCGAUGACAAUGAGAGGGAAAUGAACUGCACUGGUUGCACUCAUGGUCAAGUGUGCUGUGUGAGAGAGGAGCCAAAUCAAUGUGUUGAUGAAUGUGAUGGUAAUUGCCGUGCCGAUAUUUGCGAUGACAAUGAGAGGGAAAUGAACUGCACUGGUUGCACUCAUGGUCUAAUGUGCUGUGUGAGAGUAGAACCAAAUCAAUGUGUUGAUGAAUGUGAUGGUAAUUGCCGUGCUGAUAUUUGCGAUGACAAUGAGAGGGAAAUGAACUGCACUGGUUGCACUCAUGGUCAAGUGUGCUGUGUUAGAGAGGAGCCAAAUCAAUGUGUUGAUGAAUGUGGUGGUAAUUGCCGUGCCGAUAUUUGCGAUGACAAUGAGAAGGAAAUGAACUGCACUGGUUGCACUCAUGGUCAAGUGUGCUGUGUGAGAG